Molecule: messenger RNA, 1492 nt
Organism: Camelina sativa (false flax)
Lineage: Eukaryota; Viridiplantae; Streptophyta; Magnoliopsida; Brassicales; Brassicaceae
Product: protein MIZU-KUSSEI 1-like
Biological process (GO): hydrotropism
Source: RefSeq, a predicted model, not a curated record
UCUCACACCACAACACUCACAACGACAAGAGAGAGAGAGAGAGAUAGCAAAAAGAAAGUGAAGAGAGAAGAAGAGAGAUAAAAGAGAGUUGUAGUCACCAAAUAGACCAAACCCUGAAGUUAAAUUCACACCAACAACUUUGAUCAUUACCCUCCCAUUCUCUCUAUCUCUCUCUCUCUCUCACUUUCUCUCUAAAAAAGCUUUAGAGCUUCUUCUUCUUCUUCUUCUCUCUUUCAAUGGCGAAAGGAAACUCACAUGACUUUACCUCCAAGAGACACAACAGUAGUUUCCACUGGACAAGAAAAGUCGGAUCAGACGAAAACGACGACGUUUCUUCCACCCAUAACCCUCUUCCUGAUCACAACAACUCUAAACCCGCUUCCAAACACACUCCUUCAUCUUCUUCCUCUUCCUCUUCCUCUAAUGUAAUCACUCAAAAACGAAAGCUUCAAUCUUUCGCCGUGUCUCGUCUCCGUUCAGUCAUAGCUACUUUAAGCAGAGCACGACCCGGUCACCACCACUCCGGACUCGGGUCACGGGUCGUCGGUACACUUUUCGGAUCUCGUCGUGGACACGUGCAUUUCUCAAUCCAGAAAGAUCCUAACUCUCCACCGGCGUUUCUUAUCGAGCUCGCUACUCCGAUUAGUGGGUUGGUUAAAGAGAUGGCUUCAGGACUCGUCAGAAUCGCUCUGGAGUGUGAUAAGGGUAAAGAGGAAGAUGAAGGAGAAGAAAAAAACAAAACUUUACGUCACGGCGGCGGAGACAAGACGAAGACGACGACUGCGACGGCGGCGAUUUCACGGCGGUUGGUUGAGGAGCCGAUGUGGAGGACUUAUUGUAACGGGAAAAAGUGUGGAUUCGCUACGAGAAGAGAGUGUGGUGAGAAGGAGAAAAAGGUUUUGAAAGCGCUUGAGAUGGUUUCAAUGGGCGCCGGAGUUUUACCGGAGACGGAGGAUACAGGCGGCGACGGUGGUGGAGAUGUGAUGUAUAUGAGAGCGAAGUUUGAGAGAAUCGUUGGAUCGCGUGACUCCGAAGCUUUCUAUAUGAUGAAUCCUGAUAGUAAUGGAGCUCCUGAGCUUAGUAUCUAUCUGCUCAGAAUCUGAUGAAGAAGAUGACCAAAGCCUCUUCUUCAAAAAGAAGGUUUAUGGUUUAAGUGAGUUUUUCCGGUUUAAUUGCUUAAUUAGUCGGUUAAGUGGUUAAGUGAGUCGAUGUCUAAUACUUAAAAAAUCGAAAACGACGUAUCUCUAUAUUGUUAUUGCAAAUUCGGAUUAGAUGUGAAUGUGAUCGAUUUGAUCGAUUGAAUCGAUCUCGUGGUUAUUAUUAGAUCAGGGUUUUAAUUUUUUGGGGAGGGGUUUAGAAUUUGGUAUAUGGAUAUGGAGGAGACUACUACUUGUAAAUGUAUAAAUUUCGUUUUUAAUUAAAAUUCUGUAAUCUUUUGUUGUUGUUUUAAUCAAAUGUUAUAAUUGGGGCACCGAGCCUGUUAGAAUCAUAA